Cynara cardunculus var. scolymus (artichoke) is the source of this 940-nucleotide messenger RNA. RefSeq names its product probable aminotransferase TAT2. The record is from RefSeq and is a predicted model, not a curated record. The coding region runs from base 26 to 940 and encodes 304 amino acids. NCBI's taxonomy places the organism in Eukaryota, Viridiplantae, Streptophyta, Magnoliopsida, Asterales, Asteraceae. The transcript has 4 exons. Gene Ontology annotation, biological process: amino acid metabolic process; biosynthetic process. Gene Ontology annotation, molecular function: pyridoxal phosphate binding; transaminase activity.
AAAUCCAGUUUGUACUAGGAAACAAAUGGAGAAUAAUUCAACCUUGCCGAAAAAAUGGGGAUUCCGAGGGAACUCGGAGUUCAAGCCGGAGCCACAUACCACCAUUAGAGGUGCUCUCAAUUUGCUCGAAUCAAAACUCAAUCAAUCCGAUAACAGACCCGUCAUUCCUAUGGCUCAUAGCGAACCUUCUGCUUUUCCCUGCUUCAAUACUACCGAGAUUGCUGUGGAUGCCAUUGCCGAUGCUGUCCGUUCUGCUAAGUUCAACGGUCAUUCUCCGACCGUAGGUAUUCUCCCUGCGAGAAGGGCUGUAGCGGAGUACCUAUCUCAGGAUCUUCCAGAUAAGUUAUCACCUGAUGAUGUAUUCUUGACAAUGGGAUGCAAACAAGCUGGCCAAGGCAUACUACAAGUUCUUGCUGGUUCCAAAUCAAAUAUUUUACUCCCAAAACCAGGAUUUCCGUAUUAUGGUCUUUUUGCUCAAUUAUAUAAUCUAGAAGUCCGCUACUUUGACCUUCUACCAGAGAAAAACUGGGAAGUUGAUYUUGAUUCAGUGGUAGCCGUUGCAGAUGAAAAUACAGUUGCCAUGCUCAUCAUUAACCCCGGAAAUCCUUGUGCGAAUGUUUUCACAUACCAACACCUAAAGAAGGUUGCUGAGACUGCMAGGAAGCUUGGAAUAUUAGUGAUUUCUGAUGAAGUUUAUGGUCAUCUUACUUUUGGGGAGAACCCUUUUGUUCCAAUGGGAGUCUUUGCUUCGAUAACUCCUGUCAUUACCCUUGGUUCCAUAUCAAAGAGGUGGAUCGUUCCUGGUUGGCGGAUGGGAUGGCUUGUUACCCAUGAUCCUCAUGGCAUCCUUAAAGAACACGGGAUUAUUGAUGGCAUUAGGGGAUGGGGAUCACUUGAUGAAUCCACAAAGCCCCCAACAUUCAUUCAGGUUUCCAACUAA